AUGGCCGCAACAUUUUGUGACCGAGACGCAUUGCGCACUAGAUUUUCUAAAGCAAUGUCAGAUAUGUAUAAAAAUGAAGUGCCCUCCUAUGCCGACUUAAUCGAUAUUGUGACAGAAGUCAAUGCCAAUUCAAUAUCUCAAAAUCCAUUGAAUGCAAGACUGGGAAUAAGUUCUCCUGAUAUCAAUAAUAUCGACAGACUCACUCUCGAAAGGCAUGGAGCAAUUCGUCUUGGGACACCUUUUGAGCUUUCAACGAUCAGGCGAUUAUUCUCUCAGUUUGGCAUGUACCCCGUAGGAUACUACGACCUUAGCGUUGCUGGCUUACCUUUACAUGCAACGGCCUUCAGGCCUAUUGAUGCCGAGGCCCUCGAAAAGAACCCCUUUCGAGUCUUCACAACGCUUCUGAGGCCCGAUCUACUGAGGAACGAAGCUCGAGAAUUGUCCCAAGAUAUACUGAGGAAACGAAAGAUAUUCCCCAAUCGGCUCCUGGAUAUGCUUGAUGACGCGGAAAGAAAAGGGGGUGUUGUGCCGGAACUUGUGGACGAGUUUAUCAAAGAAACCCUGGAGGUAUUUUGUUGGCAUGAAACUGCUGCAACAAGUCAUGACGAAUACUUGCAGCUCAAGGAUGAACACCCUCUUCUGGCGGACAUUGCAUCUUUCCAAAGUGCUCAUAUAAACCAUCUUACACCGAGGACGCUGGAUAUUGAUCAGGCACAAGUGGCCAUGAAAUUAUAUGGGCUGCAAGUCAAAGAAAGAGUAGAAGGGCCUCCACCUCGAAAAAAUGGGAUACUUCUCAGACAAACAAGUUUCAAGGCAAUUCAUGAGAAAGUACGUUUCUGCUCCUCGAAGAAUGGUACGGUACAGGGUAUUCAUACAGCGAGGUUUGGGGAGAUCGAGCAACGGGGCGCUGCAUUGACAUAUAAAGGUCGAGAGCUGUACGAUGCUCUUCUUAUGGAAGUCAAUACCAAAACAAGAGAUUUGGCGCUUGGAGCCCCGAGUUACAAUCAAAUUUUAGCAGAGGUAUUCUCUGCAUUUCCAGACGAUAAAGAUACCCUUCGAUCCCAGGAGCUUAUAUUCUGCUGCUAUAAGCCAACCACUAAAGCACUCGCACUAAUAUCCGACAAUAAGACCGUUUUCCCAACAUCGAUAGAUGAACUGCUGGGUCAAGGGUAUAUGGAUUUCGAGCCGGUGACCUAUGAAGAUUUUCUCCCAUUUUCUGCUGCUGGUAUAUUCCGAUCGAAUCUUGGUGAAGCUGGUCGUGAAAAUCCGAGUAUGAAGCCAGUUCAAGACAAAAUGGGAUUUGAAGAGUGUCUAGGUGACAAGACGCUUGAUAGCAUGGAGCUAUAUUCCGAGAUCCAGCGGAAAAGUUUAGAGUAUUGCUUGGACGUUUUCAACCUCAAAGAUAUGACCCGGUAG
Messenger RNA from Nannizzia gypsea CBS 118893, 1416 nucleotides. RefSeq lists its product as hypothetical. Gene Ontology annotation, molecular function: oxidoreductase activity. Lineage: Eukaryota; Fungi; Ascomycota; Eurotiomycetes; Onygenales; Arthrodermataceae. The coding region runs from base 1 to 1416 and encodes 471 amino acids. The transcript has a single exon. The record is from RefSeq and is a predicted model, not a curated record.